AUGGAUCCCAAUCUCGAGCAACGUCUCGCCGAUAUCAGACAAGAACCACAAGACGUCGACGAAGAUACUCAAAUGAGAUUCGUGGACGCUAUCAACUACAAGGACGAUACACAUUUCGAUAUUGUUGAUGCUCUCACGCAUGCCGUACUGAACCUUUACCCGCGUCUGGCCGUACGACUCGCUAUGUGGUAUAUUCAUCAUGACGACAUGGAUGCGGCGCUCGCUGUCACGCUGAAGGUUCUUCACGGCAACCACAGCGAGACUGGAACCGAGGGGCCAAGCCAAGAAAAUCUUUGCGCCCUCAUCCAGGCUCUGCGGGAUGAAGUAGACUCUGGCCAGGAAGAGGGCCAGUAA
This is a messenger RNA of Xylaria bambusicola, 354 nucleotides long. RefSeq lists its product as uncharacterized. The transcript has a single exon. The record is from RefSeq and is a predicted model, not a curated record. Lineage: Eukaryota; Fungi; Ascomycota; Sordariomycetes; Xylariales; Xylariaceae. Bases 1 to 354 code for a protein of 117 amino acids.